Aureobasidium subglaciale EXF-2481 is the source of this 903-nucleotide messenger RNA. RefSeq lists its product as uncharacterized. The transcript is spliced from 3 exons. The coding region runs from base 155 to 751 and encodes 198 amino acids. The record is from RefSeq and is a predicted model, not a curated record. NCBI's taxonomy places the organism in Eukaryota, Fungi, Ascomycota, Dothideomycetes, Dothideales, Saccotheciaceae.
AAAAAUGGAUACUCAGGGGCACUCAUGCAGGAAACCGUUAUCACAUGAUGUGUCUCAGUAUCUGAUCAAGAGAAUACUCUAAGUGCUCUUUCGUGAGGAUUGCGAUGAUGUAAAACUAUUCUUGACACGAGGAACUAGCGACCAGCAGCAGCGGAUGCUUUGGGCCUUCCUCCAUCUGCCUCUCGGAAAUGAACUUCUCUCAAACUAUCUCGUUCGUCUUCUGAUCUUUGAAAUAUCUGAUCAUCAUCUACGAAAGAAAGAUCACUUGUCCUCAUACAGUAUGGAUUCACAGACUAUCGAAGAGCUCAUCACACUCCAGGAACAAAUCGGUUCAACCAUUGUUCGCAAGAGAAGGAAGGAGAGCGAAGAUCUCCGAGAUCAAGUGGAGCAUCUGGAGUAUCGGUUGGCUCCCUCUAUCUAUAGGUGCCAGAAGGUCAAUACAACUAAGGCUGAGUUGUCGCGCAAGUACGAACAACUCGGAAACGAGAAGGAAAUACUUGAGAGGAAACUCGAACAACAAGACCAAUCGCAUCUCGACCUGACAGAGACCUUACGACAAGAGAAGAAGAUCGCAGAUUCGUUCAGAGAAGAAGUCGGAACGCUCAAGGUAAAGCACUUCAAAUCCGGGAUUAAGAUCGAAAGGUUCGAGGAGCGCGGGAUCGCCAUUAAGAAGGUCAUAUCCGAAUUGAAAGCAAAGUUUGGCGGAACUCUCCGAUCGUUCUCGGACAUUGACGAUACCUCCAAUUCGUGAGUGUGCAUAGGCGUCGAGAAAGCGAGCUCGAUAGUAGAUAACAUGCGGACACGGAUGUUUCUUGACACUUCAUCACCCUCGGGUGAUAGAGAAUGUAUCUUGAUGUUCAUACAGAGCAGGAAGUAAGAAGGAGAUGGCUUUGGGGCAUGUUC